CACUCGAUGCAGCUCUUCGCGUAAUUAUAUUCUAACUCGUUAUAACGCUGCAUUUUCCUUCCCGCGUUCUUUUCAUUUUUCUCUUCUUCUCUUUCUUUCUUAAGCGUGCAAGCCAUUUCUUUUUUCAUUCUCAACUCUCAACACUCUUCCAUUCCUUUUCCCCUUUCUCUAUUUAAGUCCUCUCUCUCUCUCUCUCUCUCUCUCUUGGAUUUCUUCGUCUUCUUCUUCGGUUCCUAUUAUAAGAUUAUAUCGUGAUUGAAGCAAUGGGGAUCCAUUUGAGCAAGAACACCACUGAAGCAUCAUCUUCUGCUGGCAUCAACUUCAAUUCCAAUGUAGCCACUGAAUUGAGCUCUUAUGAGGCUGCUUGCAAGAUUGAUUCUGAUAUGCAGUCCUUUGACGCCGCCCUUCAAACUCGCACGAAUGAAGCCAUCAGUACUAUUGCUCUUGGCGUGGAACUCCGCUCCCUUUCGUUCGAAUCGCUCAAGCAAGUUACCAAAUGCCUCUUGGAUAUGAAUCAGGAUGUUGUAAAGAUGAUCUUGAAUUGCAAGAGAGAUAUUUGGAAGGACAAAGAGCUAUUUGAUCUUGUUGAGGAGUACUUUGAUAACAGUUUGAAGACAUUGGAUUUCUACAAUGCUCUGGAGAAGUGCCUGAAGCGCGCUGCGGAUAACCAAUUGCUUAUCCUUGUUGCCUUCCAACUGUUUGAUGAGGAAACCGAGGUUGGGAGCAGCCGGUUCGUGAGGACACUGCAGGGGCUGAAGAAUUUCAAGGCUGCUGGUGAUCCUUUUACUGAGGAAUUCUUCCAAAUUUACCAGUCUGUGUAUAACCAGCAGAUACUUAUGCUUGAGAAGUUGCGGCUGAGGACGAAUAAGAUUGAUAAGAAGCUGAAACACAUACAUACUUGGAGGAAGGUGUCGAGUGUUAUAUUUGUGGUAACUGUUGCUGCUGUAUUGAUAUGCUCUGUUGUGGCAGCAGCUGUUGCCUCACCUCAUGUUGCAGCCGCUCUGGCUGCUGCUACUGCGAUCCCAAUUGGCUCAAUGGGGAGGUGGAUUGACUCUUUGUUGAAGAAAUAUGAAGAUGCACUUAAAGGGGAAAAGGGGGUAGGUAUCUCGGCACAAGUUGGCACUUAUGUUGCUAUAAAGGAUUUGGAGAAUAUCCGGGUUCUCAUUGAUCGGCUGGAAGUUGAGAUUGAAUCUCUGAUGCAGAAUGUUGAUUUCGCCAUCGAGCAAGAAGCUGUGAAGGUUGCAAUAGAGGAGAUCAAGAGGAAGUUGGGAGUAUUUAUGAAGAAUGUUGAAGAUUUAGGAGUCCAAGCCGAUUCGUGUAGUCGCGACAUUAUGAGGGCAAGGACAGUGGUUCUACAAAAAAUUAUAAUGCUUCCUCACAGCUGAAGUCCUUCUUCUGCAUUGGCAACAAGUAACUCUUAAUUUGUUGAGGAAUUGAUGUGUUCCUUAUUUAUAUUUAUGAAAUUUCAUUGAUUUUCUGUUAUCAUAGGUCCAUGAAAACUUGGGGGUAUAUGUUUGUAGAGGAGUUUCAGUCAUUUGACAUGUGUAGACAGCUAAAAUAUCUUUGUUUGCAGACCAAAAAGGACGAAUGUAUGUAAUUGAUUCAUUAGUGUCUGAAUAUCAUUUGUUUGUUGAUGAACUAA
Molecule: messenger RNA, 1642 nt
Organism: Arachis stenosperma
Lineage: Eukaryota; Viridiplantae; Streptophyta; Magnoliopsida; Fabales; Fabaceae
Product: UPF0496 protein At4g34320-like
Exons: 2
Coding region: 264-1385 (373 amino acids)
Source: RefSeq, a predicted model, not a curated record